Messenger RNA from Cyclospora cayetanensis, 2574 nucleotides. RefSeq lists its product as uncharacterized. Gene Ontology annotation, biological process: intracellular protein transport; receptor-mediated endocytosis. Bases 1 to 2574 code for a protein of 857 amino acids. Gene Ontology annotation, molecular function: cargo adaptor activity. Lineage: Eukaryota; Apicomplexa; Conoidasida; Eucoccidiorida; Eimeriidae. The record is from RefSeq and is a predicted model, not a curated record. The transcript has 15 exons. Gene Ontology annotation, cellular component: AP-4 adaptor complex; membrane coat.
AUGCAUAACUCAAGCCCCCACGUGAGCAAGGAGUUCUUUGACCUCAUCAAGUUUAUUGGAGAGGCCAGAUCCAAGCAAGAGGAAGACAGAAUUAUUGCCAAUGAAAUCGUCGUCCUCAAAGAGCGAAUGAGUCAACCCAAAGUCUCCACUCGGCGCAUGCAAGAGUAUAUCAUUCGGAGUUUGUACGUCGAGCUCUUAGGCCACAGUGCCGCUUUCGCGCAUAUCCAUGCAGUCAAGCUCGCAAACCAGCCGCAAGCAAGGGCCAAGUGGAUCGGCUAUUUGGCGUGCAAUUUAUUCUUGCAUCAAGACCACGAAUUGAUGCUGCUUCUUGUCAACACAAUUCAAAAGGAUUUGCGGUCACCUAACGUGCUGUACGCGCAGGCGGCGCUGCAAUGUGUCUCGCGUCUGCUCACCCUUGAAAUGUUGCCUGCUGUCGCUGCGGCAGCGACGGAUUUGCUGCAGCACCCGCUCGGUGCAAUUCGAAGGAAGGCUGUCAUGGUGCUGCAUCGAGUGAUCACUCUGCGACCACCUCCCCCGUUCCUCUCCCCUCGAUCUCAGCCGCAGCUCUCGAGCCAGCCGUUUCAGCGGCAGCAGCCACAACAGCCUGAAGGGGCAGGAAGCGCUGAAGAAGACGACUACAUCAUUCCAGAUCUACUGGGAAAAAUAAGGCGUGCUCUUUGUGACGAUAGGAAGCUACCCAAGGAUUUUGAAUACCACAGAGUUCCUGCUCCGUGGAUACAGACUGAUUCUUUAGCUCAAAGGCUUUUGAUGGAGGUGGGUAGUGGUUCAGGGCCUUGUUUGCCGCGCGUCUAUGUGCGUCUUCAUGGCAUCCGUCUUGGAGUUUGCUCUCAGAUGAGUAUCUUGUCAGUCCUCGCGAAACUCGUGGCUGGAGAUGCCCGCUUGUCAUCCGAGGUGUAUUUGGUGCUGGAGGAGGCGAUGCGCCGUGCAGACUGCACGGCGAACGUGGGGUUCGCACUUGUGUAUUCCGGUGUACGUACAGCUGCUGCGGUGUAUCCGCAGCAGCGCCUGCUGGCUGCCGCUGCCGCGGCUACCUCCAAGUUUCUUCUUUGUAAGGUAGGAGGGGGGGGAGCCUGCUUAGGUGCUCCUGGAGCAGCGGCAGCAGCAGCGACUGCCGGCAGCAGCGGCAGUUGCAGCAGCACAGCCGCUGCGAUGCACGCAGCGCAGUCUCUCCUGCAGUUGGUCGCAGACGGAACGGAUGGGACCCCUCAGCAAGACUACGAAUUCAGGGUGUAUGUGGUCAAUGCCCUCGCCUUGCUGCUGAGACGCAAAAAGCAGAUUCCAGACAUCCUAAUCCAGGUGGCUAGCUGGGUGUUGGGCGAGUUUGGUUCCCUGUGCUCGCUGCCAGAUCUUUCGCAACGUGAUUUGCUAGCGCUUCUUCGAAAGGCUGCGCAGUGGGAGGUUUUUCCGUUCGACGCAGCAACCGAAGAUAUUCCUUCAGAUGCUCUUUUGAACACGGGAGCGGCGUAUGCCAGAGCCGCCGUUGCAGCAGGAGCUGCAGCUUACAUUCCCCGGAGUCAGCGAGAAGCAGCAGCCGUUGCCGUUGCUGCUGCGGCUGCACCAGCCGUAGCACCUCACUCCGCAGCAGGAGCUGCGCAGCACCACCAGCCAGCUCACACGGCUGCCUUGAACUUCACUCCCUAUGCACUGCCUACUGCACCGCAGCAGCCGCAAUCCAGGCCUGCUGCAGCUCCUGCCUCUUCUAGCACUGGACUCCAAGUGCAGGGUCCACGACGUUGGGGUCCUUUCGGCUUUGUCGGCUCUACGAAUGGAUCGGAGCAUGCUGCUGCUGCUGCUGCUGCUGCUGCUAGCAGCAGCAGCAGCAGCAGCAGCAGCAGCGCAUGGCAGCCGCAUGCAGCAGUAGCAGCGGUUUCCGCCAUCGACUUGCCUCCACAACCCCAGUACCAGCAGCAGCAUCUGCAGCAACAGCAGCGCGAGCUGACAGAACGGGAGCGGAUGGCUGCUGCUCUCUUUGGUGGACUCUCAGGAGACUCGGCAGCCGCAGCAGCCGCAGCAGCAGCGCCUGCCGUUGCAGCAGCUAUGCCAAAUGGCGGGAUGCUCGGCAGCAUCUCAGCUCCUGCAGCAGCGUCUGCUGCUGCAGCGACUGCAGGAGCACCAGCACCCCCUCAACCCCUGCCCACUAUUGACCUGUUGGACCUUGACAGCAGCAGCAGCAGCAGCAGCAGUAGCAGCAGCAGCAGCAGCAGUGGCAAUGGUAGCAGCAGUAGCAGCAGCAGUGGCAAUGGUAGCAGCAGCAGCAGCAAAAGCGGGGCUGAUGACAUUGUUUUAGACGUUCUUUCUCUUAGUUUACAGCAGCAGCAGCCGCUACAGCGGCAGCCACUGCAGCCUCUUGCCAUCACUACGGAGCAGCGAACUGUCGGGGCAGCGGUGGUAGAAGUUAUUGGCAAGGAGGCAGUAGCAGCAGGCACGGCUCAAGAGGGUCCGGUGUACAUCCACCUCAGCGUGGAUGCACCUACUGCUACCGUUCAUUUUAGGAUCAAAGCAGCAUCUCAAAGCCUUGCGGACCGCGUUGCCGCAGCUUGCAGCAACCUAUAA